Owenia fusiformis is the source of this 2032-nucleotide messenger RNA. NCBI's taxonomy places the organism in Eukaryota, Metazoa, Annelida, Polychaeta, Sabellida, Oweniidae. The record is from the annotation of a GenBank genome assembly.
GACCUAGUCACGUGGUACAUCAAGCAUCUUUACUAACACGUUGAAGUUGAAACGGUGAAGUCAAGUUCCAGUUUCUCUCCAAAAUGAAGCUCUUGGUAGUUCUCCUGCCGCUUUUGGGUCUAGCACUAUGUGACCCAACUGUAUACUUCUCAGAAAAAUUCGAAGAUGACAGCUUUGAGUCAAGAUGGAUCCCCUCUGAGAGCAAGGGAGCUGAUGCUGGGAAGUUUGUUCUCAGUGCUGGCAAAUUCUACGGAGAUGCAGAAAAAGACAAAGGUAUCCAGACCAGUCAGGAUGCCAAAUUCUAUGGACUCUCAGCCAAAUUUGAUAAAUUCUCCAAUGAGGGCAAAACCCUUGUUAUUCAAUUCACAGUCAAACAUGAACAGAACAUUGACUGUGGAGGUGGAUACGCCAAAAUCUUCUCAAGUGAUCUUAAUCCUAAAGAAAUGCAUGGUGAAUCUCCAUACAACAUUAUGUUUGGCCCAGAUAUUUGUGGACCAGGAACCAAGAAAGUUCACGUGAUCUUCAGCUACAAGGGAAAGAACCUUCUCACCAAAAAAGACAUCAGAUGCAAAGAUGAUGUCUACACUCACUUGUAUACACUCAUUCUGCGCGCUGACAACACAUAUGAGGUGAAAAUCGACAAUGAGAAGGUUGAGAGUGGAGAAUUGGAGGCAGACUGGGACUUUUUGGCACCUAAGAAAAUCAAGGAUCCUGAAGCCAAGAAACCAGAAGACUGGGAUGAGAGAGAGAACAUUGAUGACCCAGAGGACACAAAACCAGAAGACUGGGAUAAACCAGAGCAUAUUGCUGACCCAGAUGCCAAGAAGCCUGAUGACUGGGAUGAUGAUAUGGAUGGUGAAUGGGAACCACCAAUGAUUGACAACCCUGAAUACCAAGGAGAAUGGAAACCCAAGCAGAUUGAUAACCCAGCAUACAAAGGCAAAUGGAUCCACCCAGAGAUCGAUAACCCAGACUAUGUUGCUGAUGAUAAACUUUACCUUUAUGAAGACUUUGGUGCUAUUGGAUUCGAUUUAUGGCAGGUAAAAUCAGGUACUAUCUUCGACAACAUUCUUAUCACAGAUGAUGAAGAUUAUGCAAAAGAACAAGGACAGGAAACCUGGGGCAAAACUAAAGAUGCAGAGAAAGAAAUGAAAGACAAACAAGAUGAAGAAGAAAGAAAACAGAGAGAAGAGGAGGAGGCCAAGAGGAAAGAGGAAGAAGGUGAAGAUGCUGAGGAGGGAGAUGAGGAUGAUAUGGGAGAGAUUGAUGAGGAUGAAGAUGAAGAACCAGAAGAAGAAGGAGAUAUAGAUCACGACGAAUUAUAGAUUAUCAAAAACCACCUAACAUCAAUACAUUAUCAUCUUACGGCGUCAAGCAGACAUUAUUCAUAAUCAUCAUCCAAAGCCAGAAUGGCAUCAUCUCAAUGCUCACAAUCAUGAUCUAUAUUGUAUUUAAAGAAGGAACACAGAAUUUAAUCCAUGUGGGACAAAUAUCAAGGACAUUGUUUUCUCGUUUGUUUUGGAUUCUGUGUUUUAGUGUGUGUGUGUUGGCUCUAUGCUGGGCAUCUCAUAGAGCUUAUUGAAGCAUUCCGCUAUUGCGAGAGGCCCAAUUUUCUUCAUGUGAUAUUUCUCACAUGGAGAGUUCAUGUUUUUCAUCAGUUAAGAUUCUCAAUUUUUUCUUUAUGAUACUAUUGGAAACAGUAUUUUCUCUGCCUGUUCAAUUGCUAGUCAGAAUGUUUAUUGGCUAAAAUUGUUUCCAAUUUAGCACCAUCAUAAGACUGGUUAAGUUUUAGUUGUAUCAUGUGUAAAUUAUGAUAGAAAUUGAAUAAUUUAUGCGAUUUUACUUAUUGUGAUGAAAAGUUCUUACUUGCACUGUCAUAUGGGGACUUUUGUAUUUGGGGAUUCCGGGCCAAUUUCUGGGGCACGUGUCCAUGGCUCAAUAUUAGGACUUAAUGUACAGACUUAUUGUUACAGAGAAAAUUACAAAAAUACAAGUACUUGCAAUAAAACAGUGAAGUACAAUUAUUAAAAAA